AGAAGAAGGCUGCUGUGACUCGCUGCCAGGCUUCAUCCGCCGACCGAGCUAAGAACACGAAAAUGGCGUUCACAUUCGCGGCCUUCUGUUAUAUGCUUGCGCUACUGCUCACGGCUGCACUUAUCUUCUUUGCUAUCUGGCAUAUAAUAGCUUUUGACGAGCUGAAGACGGAUUACAAGAACCCCAUAGAUCAGUGUAACACUUUAAAUCCGACAGUUGAAAGGGUCAAAAAGAUAAAAAGAAUCAAAAUUGCACUGAAGCUGGUGCUGCCCGAGUAUCUCAUCCACUUCUUCUUCUGCGUGAUGUUCUUCUGCGCGGCCGAGUGGCUCACCCUCUGUCUCAAUAUGCCGCUGCUGGCCUACCAUGUCUGGAGGUACAUGAGCCGACCCGUGAUGAGCUGCCCAGGACUCUACGACCCCACCACCAUCAUGAACGCCGACAUCCUGGCCUACUGUCAGAAGGAGGGCUGGUGCAAGCUGGCCUUCUACCUCCUUUCCUUCUUCUACUAUCUCUACGGCAUGAUCUACGUCCUGGUCAGCUCUUAGGCGACGUGCUGGGUGGAGGAGCCGCUCCCAGGACACCCAUCUGCUGCGCCUCACACACACACACGUGUGGACGGACUGCCCACGCCCCUCAACACUCACAUGGACGAACGGUGCCAGACUUCUUCGUCCAGCGGCAUCAUCGCUCCGCACUGUAGCUAGGAUUUUAAGGAAACACCCGUUUUGUUUUUCAAAUGUGGUUUUGUUGCUUCGUGUAUGAAUAAAGUUUUGUCAUCUUUUUU
Synchiropus splendidus (mandarinfish) is the source of this 784-nucleotide messenger RNA. It is a transcript of the gene cnih1, whose product is annotated as cornichon family AMPA receptor auxiliary protein 1. The record is from RefSeq and is a predicted model, not a curated record. Gene Ontology annotation, biological process: vesicle-mediated transport. NCBI's taxonomy places the organism in Eukaryota, Metazoa, Chordata, Actinopteri, Syngnathiformes, Callionymidae. Bases 63 to 545 code for a protein of 160 amino acids. The transcript has 6 exons.